Messenger RNA from Dacryopinax primogenitus, 681 nucleotides. RefSeq lists its product as uncharacterized. The transcript has a single exon. The record is from RefSeq and is a predicted model, not a curated record. The annotation marks the transcript as partial. Lineage: Eukaryota; Fungi; Basidiomycota; Dacrymycetes; Dacrymycetales; Dacrymycetaceae.
GCCGACAUCUGCCCACUCCACUUGCACCGUGCCUUCGGUCACUCUAUCAUCCUCUCUGAAGACCCACAACAGCAUCUCCUCUGGUAUCGCCUCAAGAACGCUAUCUUCAUCAAGCCGCUCCCUCCCUGUCUGCUGCACCACGACUUCUAUCACUUGCACCUCCUUCAGCCGCAGUCCGUCCCCUCGCCAGUCAUCCUUUCAGCGAUCGGCUUGCUCGCAUCAUGGUUACAGCUCGUGCAGCACCCAUCAGACCUGCGUAUCGCCCACGAGCUCUUCCUCCUCCCUGCUGAACUAGACUGGCCCGCUUGGCUGACCUUCACCCGCGCGCUCGACCCCCGUGGUACGCUCUCCACACUCGAGCUCGGGAAUAGAUACGAUCUGGGCGAAGUGCUCAGUGUGCGCAUCUCGCUCAAGCUCUUCUUUUCCAAGCUCUUCUUUCCCCGCUCUUCGGUACUGGGUCAGGACGGGGGCGCACUCCGAAGCACCCAAUGGGCCAAAGGACAAACGACCUCAUUCUCCCCGCAUAUGAUUGGCGUCCUCAUCUUCAUCUUCGCCUUCUUCCAAACCACACUCAGCGCGUUCCAGGUCAUCGUGGGGUACUCAGGCGCCCAGCAACGUGUACUCGACACGAGUUAUUGGUUUGCCAAUGUUGUUCUCUUCAUAUGCGCGUUGUCACUGGUG